AUGGCCCUGGAAGGUCCAUUGAGAUCAUCCACCGGAAGUGCUUUCUCGUCUCCCAUGGACAUGUCUAUAUCGUCGCCAGAGUCUACCUCUGCUCCUCGUUCGCAGUUCCGCCCAAUGUCUACUAGCGCCUUGGAGUCUGGUUCCUUUCGACCGACGCUGGCAGCUAGCCGGCCACUGUCGAGCAACAAUUAUCUCCUGAGCCCAGUCGACAUGGUUGGCCCCUCACCAGUCACAUCUAUCGGGACCGAAGUGACGGAGAUCGACGACGAAGAAUAUGAUGAGGUUCGGUCUCAGCCCAACGACAAGAGCCCCGAUCAUCAUCAUCCUCAGAUGCCGAGUAUCAGCACGAACAUUUCCGAUCAAAUACGGCAGUCAACGGCUGAGGGCAUAGUAUCAGUCAUACAUGCCCCAAAAGGCUUUCAAAGUUGGUCGGCCGCCGACAGCUCCCCGAGGCAGUCAGACUCGGUCCGAACUUCGUCGCCCAAGUCUUCCUCCCCUGUGCCCGCGUCCGAAGAUACUGCCGUAUCUCCCCCUCCACCUGACCGAGUAUCAAAGGUUAAAUUCCCCGAUUUACCAACGCCACAUCUGAGGACAAAUAUCAAGCCAGUCAAGUAUAGUAUCGACAGCGCUACACCCAGGGCACAGACCUUGCAAGAGAUACUAGGCGAUUCGCCAAAAGCACGCCCUAGGAGCGCCAGUAGUCUCGAACUGAUCCCCGAAUCGAAGGAAUCAGAAACAGAUGGGGAGCCGGACCUGGACAGCUAUGAUGAUGAGGAGGAAUACGGCACGCCUAUUCGAGAGAAGAAAGGCGAUGAUGUGGAAAUCACGUCUCUCAAGGCGGCUCUACAAGAAUGCUGGACUCUAUGCAACACAUUGGCCAAUCUCAGUACACACCACCGGGAGAGAGUGUUCAGCACGUCGGGAACCCCUGACGGGUACGAAAAAGCUUGGAAGUGCUGUUGGGAAUUAUGCCGGCGUCUAUAUGACAACCGUGAAGAUACUGAGGACUCUUUUAACGUGCGCCAAAACCUAGAUCUGUGCCGAGAUUUUUGCCAGGCCCUGUUCGACGUACGGGAUCGCAGCGAUGAAGUGGCAGAUUCUAUUUUGCGAGUGAGCUUCGAGCUGAAUAAUCAUUUAUAUAGCGCACAGGACAGUCGAAAUCUCCCAGAGGCUUUCCGUGAACGAACACUGGACUUCUAUAUCACGUUGUGCCACCGACUCAUGAAGCAGCGCGGCGAGCUAGGCGAAGAGACAGACUCACUCCUAUCCGCGUGUUGGUCGCUGGCGGAGAUGCUAUUCAGUCUGCAGCAGAACAAGAGAAACGGCAAGGCAGCAGAUGAACGACUCCUCGGCUCGGCCGUUCAAGCGUGUUGGGAGCUCUGCGACAUGUUCAGGGCAGGAUGGACGCAAGUCCGGCCAGACAGGGGCACUCCACGCCCAGGCCAGGCCGGCUUCCUCUCGUAUGGUAAUCGAGAUUGGGAUGCAGGGGAGAUGGCGGACGGUCGAGAGAGUAGGACUUCGAGCCGCUCAAAGCCAAGUAGUCUAAAAAAUCCUUCUCACGGGGGAACAAAACCGUCACGAAACUACCCACCAGUACCCGAGACACCCUGCACCGAGUUUGAGGAUACGCCAGUUUCCCCGGAUACCGAGUCCCCCAGCAUGCCCAACAUCCUAGUGCUAGGAACCGACAGCAACCGAGGCGGCCGGUGGUCCAGCAGCGCCUCGAACCUAUCAAGCUAUUCGCAAAGCAGCCAGCGGACAUCGAGCACGGCGACCACGACAGCGACGACGAGCGAAGAAUCCAACAUCACGCGCAUCAAGAUGCUGGUCCUCAAAGCGGCCAUGAACCUCGGGUUCUCGCGGGACAGUGCAUCGGACGGGCAUCACAGCAGCGCCGCUGCCUCGCUACCGACCUUCGUCAAGUCGCUGCCCACGGGAUCCUUCGGCUCGCUCCCCUCGCAGGCGGCGCUGCUGCAGAACUACAAGAACCUCGUCGUGACCGAUUCGUCUUUUAGGCAAGCCUCGUCCCUACCCAAGUCCGGGAAGCGCGUUUACGCCACCGAUGUAGCGAAGAGCGUGGGAUGGAUGAUGCAUCGCUCCGGCCAAUACGGGUACCUGCGCGACUUGUUCAAGUUCGUUUUCGGCUUUCAAGUCGAGGAUGCUGAUAACAUGAGGACCGUCACCAUUGCCGUCUGA
Messenger RNA from Hypoxylon fragiforme, 2196 nucleotides. RefSeq lists its product as uncharacterized. NCBI's taxonomy places the organism in Eukaryota, Fungi, Ascomycota, Sordariomycetes, Xylariales, Hypoxylaceae. The record is from RefSeq and is a predicted model, not a curated record. The transcript has 7 exons. The coding region runs from base 1 to 2196 and encodes 731 amino acids.